Messenger RNA from Mauremys reevesii (Reeves's turtle), 2842 nucleotides. It is a transcript of the gene CRACR2B, whose product is annotated as calcium release activated channel regulator 2B. NCBI's taxonomy places the organism in Eukaryota, Metazoa, Chordata, Testudines, Geoemydidae. The record is from RefSeq and is a predicted model, not a curated record. The transcript is spliced from 18 exons. The coding region runs from base 244 to 2475 and encodes 743 amino acids. Gene Ontology annotation, molecular function: GTPase activity; calcium ion binding; GTP binding.
GAGCCGGCCCCAUCGCAGUCAGCAGCAUUAGCUCUCUGAUAUCAGUUCAGCAAUGCCUGCACCUUGUUUGUAGCUCGCAGCUCUUUGUGAGGCAAUCAGAGGUAUUGCCCUCUCUCCGUCUGAGGCCUCUUCUCCUGCCUCCCCAGUGACCCCAGUCAGAGACGUGAGAGGCUCUCAGUAAUGUGCUUCUGACCAAGGAGGCGUUACUAGCUGUUGGACCCUGGCCGGGAGAGCUUUGGGAAGAUGGAGAACCGGAGAGGAGAGCUCCUGGAUGCCCUCUGGGAGGAAGAGGAAGAGGAAGAGGAUGGGGUGGCUGCCAGUGCCUCCUCCAGCCUCCGCCUGAGUGAAGCAGGGGACGUGCAGGUGGAGAUGCUGGAAAAGGCCAGGGAGCUCUUUCAGUUGUGUGACAAGGAGGAGAAGGGCUUCAUCACCAAGCUGGACAUGCAGAGGCUGCAGAGCGAACUGCCCCUGACCCCAGAACAGCUGGAGGCUGUCUUUGACAGCCUGGAGCAGGACAAUAAUGGGUACCUGACACCUGUCGAGUUCAGCAUGGGACUAGGGAAGUUCAUAGGGAUUGAGCUGUACCAAGGGUCUGGGAGCACAGAUCACUCCAGACAUGAGGAGACCUUUGAGUCAGGCUGGUCAGACGACUUGGACCAGACAGAUGACGAAGAGGAGAAGCGAUUUUGUUCAAUGAUGGAGCAGCUUGGAGCAGCCCAGGUCUUUGAAGAUCAGAGUGAGGUUCAGGAGCUCUGGACUCGUCUCCAGAAAGAACGGCCAGAUCUCUUAGCCAACUUUGAGGAGUUCCUGUUCCAUGUUUCAUCGUACAUCAGGGAGGUGCAUUAUGAGAAGGAAUCCAUGGAGCAGGCACUGAAGAGGAAGGAGACAGACCAUGACAGAGAAGUCAGGUGUCUUUAUGAAGAAAUGGAGCAACAGAUCAAAGCGGAAAAGGAACGACUGCUCUGCCAGGAAUCACUGAGGCACGACAGGAGCAACCUGCUGCAGAAGGAGCUGCGCAGCAAGGAGCAGGAGCUUGAGAAAAUCCUCUAUCGGCAAAAAAAGCUGGAACAUCAAAUACAGUCUCUGAACGCUGAGCAGCUGGAGACCCGGGUGCAGAACGAGCGGCUCCAGCUUCUGAAUGAAAACCUCCUGGAGCAGCUGGAAAGAAGCAAGUGGGAGCUGGAGGUGGCCAAGGGGCAUCUGGAGCGACUCCAGAAGGAGGCUCAGUGUGAACAGGAAGAGAAAGACAGGGAUGUGUUCAGAGUCUCUAAGAAUAUGCAGAAAGAGAAACAAAGUCUUCUUCGACAGCUGGAGCUCCUCAGAGAGAUGAACAAGAAGCUUCGGGAUGACAGAGAUGCCUUUGAAGCCAAGAAGCUGGCACCUCAGAGCAAAAGGCCCCUGUUGAAGAAAGGCUCAGUGAUAGGCAAAUACAUGUUGGAGGACAAGCCGGUCAAACGACAGCUGGUUCCUGGGGAUCUUCCUCUCACUUUCCUGGAGGACAUAACUGUGGAAGAGCCCAACAAGAAGAACUGUAAAUACUUCCUGGCCACCACCACGGCACUGAAGAAGGGGAAAGCAAGCAGAAUGAGCUUUGGAGAGGGCCGCACCUCAAGUUGCGAGCGAGAGCGGCAGCAAAUGACAGGGGCGGGCAGACACCCAAAGAUGGCUCCGAAGGGUGAUGUCAACUGGAGGCAAACAGCAGAUGAAUUGGAUGAUGAUGCCCCAUUGUCCUCCAGAGAGCAGCCCAUUGGCACUGAAACCAUGGCACCUGAACCAGUCAGCUCUUCCCCAGAACGUCUCUUCAAAGUGGUGUUUGUGGGCAACUCUGGCGUAGGCAAGAGCUCCUUCAUCCAUCGCUUUUGUUAUGACAGGUUCUUGGCUGAGAUCAGUGCAACCAUUGGUAUUGAUUACCAGGUGAAGAGUUUAAUGGUGGAUAACACCCAGGUAGCCUUGCAGCUGUGGGACACAGCGGGCCAGGAGAGGUUUCGGAGCAUCACCAAGCAGUAUUUCCGGAAGGUGGAUGGUAUCUUUGUGAUGUAUGACAUCACUGAUGAGUGCUCCUUUGUGGCAGUGCGGAACUGGAUGAGUAGCAUCCAGGAGCAGUAUCCAGCCCCGAGGUAUUCCUGUUUUCCAGACGGUUCUCAUGGGAGCCUUGCUCUGUCUACCCUACAGGAAGGGAUUGAGGAUGGAGCCAUGAUCUUUCUGCUUGGAAACAAAAUGGAUGCAGCAGAGAGAGAGACCCAGCACGUGCCCAAGAUGGAGGGGGAAAGGCUGGCGAAGGUGCGGCUCUGUAUGCUACUCUCUGCUCCAAAGGAAUACAAGGCUGUCUUCUAUGAGUGCAGCGCUAUGACUGGCUAUAACAUCCUGGAGCCCAUGUUGCAUAUGGCAAGGCUGCUGACAGCUCAAGAGGACAAGCAGAGGGAAAGUGCCCUGCACCUGGAAGAGUGCCACAAGAGGAAGGGAUGCUGCAUGUGACGAAGUAAAGAGCAUCCCUCAGGAGCAUGUGGGGGCUGCACAUGGCUGGCUGGUUAUCAGCUCCACAGGGACUCAGGAAGGUGCAAGCUUGUCCCAAGAGGGAACAUCCAGACGUUAAAAUGAAGCAAGCUUGUUGCAACAGAAUAAUUCUAAUCUCCCUCCCCACCUCUAUCCCUAUGCUCUCAUACAACUGCAGCAUUCCCCUCCUCCCCCAACUCCAGGGACAUACUGCUUGAGAUGUUGCAUUGGCUGCACAGAAAUUGGUUCUCCCCUUUGCUUGUUCGUUUUGUGUCACACACAGGUGAAUGGAGGGCACCUCUAACACUCCGUUUUAAAUAAGCUAAAGCAAUGUCCAGCUGUGUAAUAA